UAUAAAUGGAACAUGAAUGGAAAAGGUGAUUUAUGAAUGCUAUUUUUUAUUUUGUUAUGUAUCAAUCAGAUGAAAUUAAAAGUAAACAAACAGAAUGGAAGACUUUUGAAUCAAGAUCAUAUUAUUUUGAGAAGGAGCAAAGAACCGAUUGGGAUUCUGCUAAUUUAUUUUGCAGAAAUCAAAAUGCAAGCCUUGCAGUGAUUAAUGAUGAAAAAGAAUGGGAAUACGUUAAGCUUCACUAUAAGGGUCCUACUUGGAUUGGUGUGAUAAACGACAAUAACAUAUGGAAAUGGAUUGACAAGACUGCUUUCAACUACAAUAUUUUUAAACAUGAAGUUAAACAACAGAAAGAUGGUAGUGACUGUGCCAAUAUUAUGAAUGAAAAUGUAUUUGCUGCACCUUGCAAAACGCGUUCCCACUGGAUCUGUGAAAAGUAAUAUGUUAACCGGAAUCUUCUUCAGGACCAUCCAUCAUUUAAGUUAAAUUUGUAUUUGAUACCCAAUGUUAAACAAAAAAAAAACUACUGUUACAGUACAGAUAUCUUUACAAUUGUUUACUAUAAAUAAAUGCUUGCACCAAAACCAGCAGU
Erpetoichthys calabaricus (reedfish) is the source of this 589-nucleotide messenger RNA. Its product is annotated as asialoglycoprotein receptor 2-like. The record is from RefSeq and is a predicted model, not a curated record. Bases 33 to 437 code for a protein of 134 amino acids. Lineage: Eukaryota; Metazoa; Chordata; Cladistia; Polypteriformes; Polypteridae. The transcript has 3 exons.